AUGUUUUAAGAGUAUAAAAAUUUUUAAAGUUAAUUUUAAAAUAAGAUAGAUUAUUAUAUUAAAAUAUUAAAAAAUAGAAGUAUUAUAUUAAUACUAGAAUUUAUCAAUUCUAUUUUUUUAAAAGAAUAAUAAUAAAAAAUAAAUAAAAAAAGGUUUGAUGUCAGAUAAGCUUUAAACGUAUGGUAUUAAAUAUUAGCAAAUAGAGAAGAACAACUUGUAAAUACAGAUAAUCGAGCUGAAUUUUCAUUAGGAAAAUUUACUCCAAUAGAAUUAGAAUGGGAUAAACUAAUGAUAAAUGCAACAAUAAAAGUUGGAAAUGUAUAUUUCUUACUAAAUAUAAAUUAGGUUAAUACAUAGAAGUGUUUGUUAAAUAAUCUUAAAGGAGUAAUGAAACCAGCACAUUUUACUGCAAUUCUUGGUCCUUCAGGAUCAGGGAAAACAACCCUGUUAAACUUUUUGUCAGGUCGUUUAAUAUCUGGUAAUUUAGAAAUAUCAGGAGAACUAAUGUUAAAUGGAAAAAGGAUAGACGAUAUCGAUAAAUUUAAUGAUUAAAUGGCUUAUGUUAUGUAAGAUGAUAUAUUGCUAGCAACAUUUUCACUUAGAGGUAAUUAAUAAUUGUAAGUAUAUUAGAGGCCUUUAUUUUUCAGCAAAUAUGCGUUUAACAAUAUCAGAAGAAGAAAAACAUUAAAGAGUAGAAGCUUUAAUUAGAGAGUUGGGUAUUACAAAAUGUGCAGAUACAAGAGUAGGAAAUACUUAAAUCAGAGGUGUAUCAGGAGGUGAAAGAAAAAGAGCAAGUAUUGGUGUAGAAUUACUUACAAAUCCAAGUUUGAUAUUUCUUGAUGAACCUACUACUGGUUUAGAUUCUUCAACUGCAUUAUAAGUUAUUGAUCUUUUAAAAAGAUUAGCAAAAAAUGGUAGAACUAUUGUUAGUACUAUUCAUUAACCAUCUUCUGAAAUAUUUAAUAAUUUUGAUAGACUUAUGCUUUUAGUUAGAGGAAACAUUAUCUAUUAAGGAGAUGCUGAAGAAGCUAUUAAUUAUUAUGGAAAUAUGGGAUUUUAAUGUCCCAAUUUUUCAAAUCCUUCAGAUUAUUUUAUGAAAUUAAUGAAUGAAGAGGGACUUUUAGUUGAAAAAAUAUAAGUAGGAGAAUCUGAAGAUUUCGAUGAAGCUAAAAUUAAAGAAGAGUUUGAAGAAAGACUUAAAUAAUUAUUAAUAAUUACUAUUCAUCUAAUAUGA
Paramecium sonneborni is the source of this 1234-nucleotide messenger RNA. NCBI's taxonomy places the organism in Eukaryota, Ciliophora, Oligohymenophorea, Peniculida, Parameciidae. The record is from the annotation of a GenBank genome assembly.